CUAAACGCCGCCCUGACGGAGGAGGCAACGGGCUCUGCUCGGAGGAAGGACGAGGGGGAACUUCAGAGAGAGGAGCUGCUUCACUUCACUUCACUGCCUCCUCACUUCACUAUAUGUCAUCACAGGGCUGUAUAGUAUAAAUAUGGGAUCUCCCCUCCUGUGGAUCUCACACUUGACCAAUUGCGCCGCGCAAGAGUCCGAUGGGUCAUUUUGAAUUCGGCUGUGAUCCUCUGUGGGUGGUGGAUAUAGAUAGGCUGGAUGUGGUACAGUAUAAGCCUAUAGUAUAGGUAGUUGUAGUGCGUGAGUGAGUGUGUGAAUGUGCGCUCCUGGAAUAUAAAGCCCAAAGAAAGAGAAGAGAAGAAGAUUAAGGAGAAGGAGACAGAGGCAAGGAUCGGUGUGUUGAGGCUGAAGCAAGUGUGUGGAACAGAACAGAUCGAUCAGCACUUCGAGCUCUCCUUUUGGUGGAUCUGAUGGAUCAGUGGAUGUGAUGCCCAUAUAUAUCAUCGACCGAAAAUUUCCCGACACAUCUGGUGAGUUGAUAGAGCCGACAGUUGUAGGAGGAGUCCUGAGAAUGACAGAAACCAGCCCCCCCAAUUCGGCCAAGAAGCUCCGCUGGACCUCCCUGGAGGUCGGCCUCAUUACUAUCGUUUCCUUGCUCUUCAUCGUCAUCGUCGCCCUCAUCAUCCUCUUUGCCACAACUAAGACGGAUGAAAUCUGCACCACAGCUGACUGCACGCAGUCAGCGUCUCGCCUCAUCGAGAACAUGGACGCAAACGUGGACCCUUGCGACAACUUCUACCAGUACGCCUGUGGAGGCUGGCUGAAAAAGAACAUCAUCCCCGAGACCAGCCCUCGAUACGGCACCUUUGACAUCUUGCGAGACGAAAUGGAGGUCAUUCUCAAAGGUGUCCUUGAAAAAACAGUGGAGGGGGAAGCCGCCGCUCUCACCAAGGCUAAGACCCUUUAUAAGUCCUGUACCAAUGAGAGUUUAAUUGAGCUCAGAGGAGGGGGUCCUUUGCUCAGCAUGCUGCAUGAUGUGUUUGAGUGGCCCAUAGCUAUGGACGACUGGGAGAGCACCUAUGGUAUAGCAUGGAGGUUGGAGGACGUCAUCGCCAGGCUGAAUCGGAAAUACGGGACUCUACUCUUGGUUAACUUUUUCGUCAGCACCGAUGACAGGGACUCCAAUUCGCACAUCAUUCAUUUCGACCAGCAGUCAAACCUCGGCCUCUUGUCCCGAGAUUACUACACUUGCACCGGACCCUACGCAGAGCCAUGUCGGGCCUACGAGAAGUUCAUGAUUGACCUGGUUAAGCUGAUCCGCACUGACCGGAAGUUGGACAUCAAUGAGACCAGCAUCAGAGAGGAGGUGACACGAGUUAUGGACCUGGAGAGGGACAUCGCCAACGCUACUGAUACUCCAGAGGACCGUAACAACCCAGUGUUGCUUUACAACAAGAUGGAACUGGGCGAUCUGAACGCCAAUUUCACCCUCGAGGUUGAAUCGCAGGUGUUUGACUGGAGUUACUUCACAGCUAAGAUAAUGGAUACAGUCAACAUCACUGUUCCUGACACGGAGAAGGUCAUAAACUACUCCCCCAACUAUUUCCGAAGACUGAACCUUAUCUUGGCCAAAUACAACAAGAGGGAUCUGCAGAACUACAUGGUGUGGCGUUUUGCUAUGAACAUGGUGGUGGGCCUGAGCAGAACUUACAAGGACACCAGAAAGGCCUUCCGCAAGGCCCUGUAUGGUACGACGUCAGAGUUAGCGGUGUGGCGACACUGUGCAGUUUACGUCAACAACAACUUGGACAACGCUGUGGGACGGCUGUAUGUGCAGGAGGCCUUCUCUGAAAAGAGCAAAGAGCUGAUGGAGGAGAUGAUUAAAGACAUUCGGGCAGUGUUUAUUAGUGACCUUGAAGGCCAGACCUGGAUGGAUGCAGAGACCAAGAAACUAGCUGAGGAGAAGGCCCGAGCCAUUCGGGAACGAAUCGGCUACUCCGAGCACAUCAUGGAUGACAAGUAUCUUAACAACGAGUACAAAGCUCUGCGCUACAGUGCAGAGGAGUACUUUGAAAACAUCCUGCAGAACACGGAGCAUGCGCAGAAGAAACGCCUGCGGAAACUCAGGGUCAAAGUCAACAAAGAGGAGUGGGUAACUGGAGCCGCUGUCGUCAACGCCUUCUACUCAGCCAGCAAAAACCAAAUAGUUUUCCCUGCAGGUAUCCUCCAGCCGCCUUUCUUCAGCAAAGGCCAGUCUAAGUCUCUCAACUACGGCGGCAUCGGCAUGGUGAUCGGUCAUGAGAUCACACAUGGCUUUGAUGACAACGGUCGUAACUAUGAUAAGGAUGGUGACCUGAAGGACUGGUGGACACCAGCCUCCACUCAAAAAUUUCUGGACCUCUCCAAGUGCAUCGUCAAUCAGUAUGGUAACUUUUCCUGGGACCUGGCCAAUGGACUCCAUUUAAAUGGUAACAACACCCUCGGGGAGAACAUUGCUGACAAUGGAGGGAUACGGCAGGCAUAUCAGGCCUAUAAGAACCAUGAGGCGGCGAACGGAGAGGAGCCUUCACUACCUGGCAUCGACCUUUCCCACGAUCAACUCUUCUUCUUAAACUUCGCUCAGGUGUGGUGUGGAACGUACCGAUCAGAGCAAGCUGUUAAUUCCAUUAAAUCAGACGUACACAGUCCAGGGAAAUUCAGAGUACUGGGCACCAUUCAGAAUUUCCCAGAAUUUGCCAGAGCGUUCAGCUGCAACAAGAGCAGCGCCAUGGUCUCCGACAACAUCUGCCGUGUGUGGUGAUCCACAGACCUCCGGGAUGGGGACUUUUCUGACGUGGGUCACCCCUGUCCCUGCAGUACCUCUCUCUCCUCUGACUGUUGGAGCACUCGUGGGGGGGCUACAGGGAAGUGGAAGCUCCCCUUAGCUCUUUACUGGAUGGACCAGGGCUGAUGGACUGACACUGCAGUAUGCACCUCCUCCGAAGGAAAGCAGUGGGAUGUACCCUUGCGGACAGACGGAGCACUGUCUCUGCGACUUUGAUACUGUAGUUCAUUCAAUCAGCCUGAUUAUUCUGCUACUCACUGGAUACAAUCACUCCUUUUGUUGUUGUUUUUUCUCUCCAUUUUCAUCUUGUUUUACUCAUCAUUUGUGCGUCUGCCAGUGUGCGUGUGAGUGUGUGUGUGAGUGUGUGUGUGAGAGAGUGUGUCAGUCAAAAUACUGUAGUUGUCAAGAGAGGGGCAGAUGGACAAAUGUGCUCUAAUCCACUAGCAUAUGAAUACACCACCCACCCACUCACACUCAUACCCAUGUAACAAGGCUGAACCACUGUACUGUAUGUGGGACUGAGCUGUAUGCUUCUCAGCAAGACCUCAGCUGGUUUCAGCCUCCAUCUACACACUGAUGAACUCUACAAUGUAUUCAUAAUGUACUCCUUGUUAGUACGUAGAGCUAGAUUAUAAGAGAAAAUUUGCAAUUUGCUGAAUAGACCAAUCAUUGUAUAACCGUAAUCACAUAUUACACAAUACUGUUCUAUAUUUAAUGAUGAUGAUUUAACUGACAGGCGACUGCUGUCCAUUAGCAGUAUGUCAAAUAAACCAAAAUUAAAUUUUUGCCUUUAAAGAUGACAGCUGGUCAUGAAUCAUUGAGCAGACAAUCGACAGUCACCAGACCCCUUUUUAUACGCUCAUUGAGCCUCCUGAUGUGUGUCUCCAUGCGUUUUCCAGUCUUUUUUAAGUCAUUUUGAUUGCUGCCUACUGUUUGUCAAGCAAAUUUGGUAUGCCUUACAUGAUCUGUUGUGCUGCUGUGAGUGUGGGUAUUUGCCGGAGAACAAAGGAUAAGAAAAUGUAUCAAUAAAGCAAUAGUUUGACUUUUUCGCAAUUACUUUCCUUUUUUCCUGCCAAGAGUUAGAUGAGAAGAUUGAUACCACUCUCAUGUCUUUCCACAAUAGGGUACAGCCAGCAGCCGGUUAGCUUAGCUUAGCAUAAAGACUGGAAACAACUAGCCCGGCUCUGACCAACGGUAAAUAAAAAGCCUGCCAGAAUCUCAAAAGCUCUCCAAUAACCACGUUACUUCUCGUUUGUUUGAUCGGUACAAAAACAAAGUGCAAAAACAGUCAGUAGUGGUUUUGUAGGGCAUUAUGUGCGGGACUAUUUGUUGGCCGAAGGCAGUGACUUCCUGGAGUCUCCGACACUCGCCUGGCAACCUAAUGGAGAGGACUUCAGGACUUGGAGUCUUCCAUUUUUCUACGGAUGAAACUAACAACACAUAAAGUGUUAAUAAGCUUUAAAUGUGCAGGUAAGCAGAUUUGGUCUCACCUUUGGACAGAGCCAGGCUAGCUGUUUCCCCUUGUUUCCAGUCUUUAUGCUAAGCUAAGCUAACCAUCUCCUGUGCUGUAGCUUUAUAUUUAACAGAGUGAUGUGAGUGGUAUCAUUAUUCUCAACUAACUCUUGGCAAGAAAGUGAGCAAGUGUAUUUCACAAAAUGUUGAACUAUUUAAGAAAGGUGUAGCAAUUUUUCAGUUUCUUUAAUCACAUGAAGAGAACCAUCUUUUUUAAUGAUUCUUUUUAACAUUGAAGCAAAAGUCAAUUGACAGACGGUGAUAUAAUUAGAUUUUCGAAGGAUUUAUCUAUUUUAAACUGCGGGCUGAGUCUUUGCUGGAACCUAAUGAACUUUUUAAUAGCGCAGGCAUUUUUCUGAAGGCAGAAGGUCGGUGGAGUUUAGUAUUCAUGGUUUUGUAUGGCUUUAUUUUCUACGUCAAAGUGUUACUGAGGCUUUAACACAAGGUCGUUAAUUGUGGACAUUUUAGCCUUUGCCUUUUAUAUAUAAAAUUUAGUGCAAUGAAUGAUGCGCCAUGAUCAUGUAGACCACUUUUUCAGACAGUAUACAACACCAUCCAUGUCCAGCCUUUAAACACUGUUGUUUCCCCCUUGUUUCGUUCUUUUCAUUGUUUGUGCAAGCUUUCUGUCUCUGUCACUGCCGCUCACUCCCUCAGACUUUCUUUCUUUCUUUCUGCCUCUCUCUCUCACACUCCACCUGUAGAAAGACAGAUAUACCUCAGUUGCCUGUAUUUAGAUACUUUAUAAUAAUGACAGAUAAUCAUCUUGAGGAGCAUUUUUUUCUUUCUCUCAAAAUAAAUAUUUAAAUAACA
Molecule: messenger RNA, 5146 nt
Organism: Sebastes umbrosus (honeycomb rockfish)
Lineage: Eukaryota; Metazoa; Chordata; Actinopteri; Perciformes; Sebastidae
Product: neprilysin-like
Exons: 23
Coding region: 488-2800 (770 amino acids)
Biological process (GO): amyloid-beta clearance; protein processing
Cellular component (GO): plasma membrane
Molecular function (GO): metalloendopeptidase activity
Source: RefSeq, a predicted model, not a curated record